Saprolegnia diclina VS20 is the source of this 2565-nucleotide messenger RNA. RefSeq lists its product as hypothetical. The transcript has 7 exons. The record is from RefSeq and is a predicted model, not a curated record. NCBI's taxonomy places the organism in Eukaryota, Oomycota, Saprolegniomycetes, Saprolegniales, Saprolegniaceae. Bases 1 to 2520 code for a protein of 839 amino acids.
AUGGAGCCGGCCAAGCUCGACAUUCGCGAAGGCUCGAUCGUCGAGACACCGCGCACGUCGUGGACGGACCCGUUCUUCACCGUCGACCAAGACCUCUUUGUCUUGCACUACAACUGCUUCGCGCCCAAGCCAUUUGCGACCGAUGUCGAGUACCAGCGCGGCUUUGGGCACAAGUUUGGCGUCGAGCGGUCCAUGGCGCAGCUCGACAAGCGCUUUCGCCAGCUCACGACGCUGGCCACCAAUAGGGGCAUUCUGCGCGUGUACCUCAAGUCGCUCCUUGCGGCUGCGAGCCCCGUCGAGGCGCUCGACCCGACGUACGCGCCGUGCGUCGACCUCUCGGAGCGCCUCGAGACCGCACUGCAUCCGACACUGCGCCUUGAGAUGGAGAUGGACGACGAUAUGGUGGCCAAUAUGGACACGAUCCGCAUUGAAGUGUCGGGUCGGUCGAUGACGCCGUACGUGCGCGAAGUGCCAAAGCAUCUACUCCGCGGCGUCUCGAGCGUCAUUGAUGGCUUCCUCGCGCAAGCGACCGGCAGCACGCCGCCGCGGCACCAAGCGCUGACGUAUGUGCCGCGCACGGGCACGUCGCGGGAGAAGAUUGUGUUGACCGACGACGUGCCGGCGUACGACAACAUUCUGUUGCACAACCACUUUGACGCGCCUGUGUUUGAUCGCAUGGUCCUUUUUGCGAAGGACCAAGACGUGGUCGAGCGCCGCUUGACUUUGGUGGACGAGUACGACAAGUUUCAAAAGACCAACAAACUCAGCAGCGACGAAAUCAACCAGAUUUUUGAGAUUGAGAUGAAGCGGUACGGCGACGUGCUCGAAAAUGCCAAGAACAAGGAAGUCGCGCACACGCGCACGUUCCUCGACCAAGCGCUGCAGCACGACUUGCAGUCGGUCCACGCCAUGCACGCGGCGACAGUCGCCAAUGAAACAGCGCGGAUUUCGGCCAAGUACUCGGCGCAGCGCGAGUCGCUCUUUGUCCGCAUUGAAGUCGAGCGUCUAAAAGCGCUCGCGAUGCACCGCGACUCGACGCAGACGACGCUGGCACAGCUCGAGCAUGUUAUGGCCGUCAAUCUCCAGCAAGUGGACGCGAUCUUUGGUGCGAGCGAGUUUCUUCUUCAACUGCUGCUGCUGGCGCAAGAUUUGGCCUGCAAGAAGCUACUGAAUGCGUGUGUUCGGUACCUUACCGAGCCGCGUCGGUUCCAGCAGUUUUGCACGCGGCGGGAGCUCACGAGCCCGCUCUUGGCCGAGACGACGUUGCUCGUGCUGCUGCAGCACUUGCCCGACAGCGACGCGGCGGAAAUCAACACGGUGUACGGCGCACAGUUUGUCUACCACGAGAUGCUCCGGCGCGAGAUUCACACGCGGCUGAUUUCGCUCACUAAAGCGCUCGAAAGCUUGCCGAACGAAGCGCUUCGGGACGUCAUGCAGUAUGCGUUUGAAAAGUUUGUCGGCGACGCAUCGUCCAACCCGUCAAAGGAAGUGUCGGCGCUCGGCGAACUCUGUAAGGGCUAUCCGCACAUUCUCACGAAAGAGCUCCAGCGCCGGCGCGAGUUUAGCCAUGUGAAAAUCAACCCCGCGCUCUUGAGCGACCACUUGAGUUUGGCCGAAGACGACUUGCUCGUGGAGCUCGAGUCGUCGAACCGGUACUGCUCGGCGAUCGGCACCAAGCAGCGCUGUGCGGGGGAGUUUGGCCGGUGGAUGUUUGAGGUGUGUAUUGAAGCCAUGGAUCCGGUUGGCGCCAGCAUUGCGAUUGGGUGGGAAGUCCCUCGCAGCGUGCUGCAGUGGGCCCCGUCCGAAGACGUGUGGCGACAGACCCACGAAGCCCCCGAGUCGCCGCGCGGCGAAAUGACGCGGUUCGGCGAACUCAACGGCUACGGGGUCGUCUUUCCGGGACUGACGCCAGGCGACGACGGCAACAGCUUUGGCAUUCUCUGGCAGUCGCAUGCGGGCUUGAUGGGCGACGGCAUGGGUGUUCUCUAUUGCAAUGGCAAACAGUACAGCGGUGUGCCAACGUUUAGCAGCGGUGACGUCGUCGCGUGUACGAUCGACCAAGACGCGGUCGAGCCGUUCGUCGAGUUUUACUUGAACGGACAGCUCGUGAUCCCUGUCGUAUCCGACGGGAGCGCGUCGCCGCUCAAGAAGCGGGGCGAGGUGCAGCAGCCGCUGCGGCUCCACAGCACGCACUACGCGCUCUUUCCAGCCGUCACGCUCUUCUCGAGCAAGGACCCGAUCGCGCGCGUCCGGUUCAACUUUCGCGGUGGCUUCCAGUACCCGAUCCCGGGCUACGAACCGUACGGCGCCGAGCUCCUCGACUUGCUCGAGAUCGCAGGCCAGAGCAUCUCCGAGAUGGACACAUACUCGACGCUCUCGCCGCGCAGCUCGCUGCAGUCCAACGAGACGUGGGGCUCGGUGCAGUCGCGCCGUCAUAGCGACAUUGCGCGCUCCGAAGCGCGCUCCGACCACACGCUCACGGCGCGCUCGAUCAUCUCGGUCAACAACACCAACAAGUAGCGCUGCGUAUCGCAUGCAUUAAGACCGAAUCUUGAGGCAUCUUGG